This is a messenger RNA of Penicillium griseofulvum, 513 nucleotides long. RefSeq names its product nucleoside deaminase. The transcript has a single exon. Bases 1 to 513 code for a protein of 170 amino acids. Gene Ontology annotation, biological process: purine nucleoside catabolic process. NCBI's taxonomy places the organism in Eukaryota, Fungi, Ascomycota, Eurotiomycetes, Eurotiales, Aspergillaceae. The record is from RefSeq and is a predicted model, not a curated record. Gene Ontology annotation, molecular function: guanosine deaminase activity.
AUGACCACCCUCAGCCCCCUAACACAAGCCCAACUCAACGCCGCAUCCAGCGCAGUCCUUAUCCACCAAGCGCAAGCACAGGACCUCCACAAAAAGCGACCCUUCGCAGCAAUCCUCCUAGCCCCAGACAACGAAACAAUCCUCCUCUCCUCGAACUCUCUCUCGCACGUGCGACACGCAGAAAGCGAGCUCGCGCGCAACGCUGCAGACAAUUACGACUGGGAGUACCUGGCACGCUGCACGCUGGUAUCGACCUGGGAGCCGUGUGCUAUGUGCGCUGGCACCAUCUACUGGGCGCAUAUUGGGCGGCUGGUGUAUCUGGCGUCGGAGAAGGCAUUGCAGGAGGUUAUUGGUGUUGGAAAUCCGGAGAAUUUGACGCUGGAUUUGCCUUGUCGGCGGGUCUUUGAGAAGGGGCAGACUGUAGUAGAGGUUAUUGGGCCGCUAGUUGAGGAGGGGUGGGAAAGGAGGGCCGUGGAGGAUAGUAAGCGGUAUUGGGGAGGGAGGGAGGAUUAA